GAGAUCUGUAUCGCAAAGCAUAAUGAAAAGAUCCAGCAACAUCACCGGAGUGAGGAGGAAUACAAAAUGCACCAUAUUGUUCAGCUAAAGCGAGAUCAACUACAAGAUGAAGAGCAAAGAGUGAGCUCCUGGGUUAGUCAGGAACGACAGAAAACACUGGACAGACUUCGCACGUUUAAACAGCGGUAUCCUGGGCAAGUAAUACUUAAAUCAACCAGAGUACGACUGGCUCAUGCAAGAAGAAAAUGUGCAGCCAGCUCAGUGUCCUGUGUAGAUCAGCCUCAAUCUUUGCCAGCAACCAUACAAAUCCAAGAGAAAAGUGAAGAGGUGGAAUUGGAAAAUGCAUUUCGGCCUUUGCAAGUGCAGGAAUCCACAAGCUUAGAACAACUUCAGGAUAUCUUGUUACCUCCCAACAGUGUUACCUCUGAACUGCCUCAUGUUAGUACUUCUCCACUCUCCAGUAAUGAGCUUCAACCAGAGACUGUUACCGUAGUACCGUUUCCACCCCCUUUGCCUCCACCACCUCCACCUCUGCUUCCACCUCUGCCCUCCAAGGAAGAUGACACCAAAUCCUUAGAGAAAAGUAACAGCUUUGUUAAACAUCAGAGUGAGGAGAAGGGAAUCCAGAACUCUUCCAGUGUCCCAACAGCACAUCUGUUUGACAGCAGUCAGCUAGUCAGUGCCAAGAAGAAGCUUAAGAAGACCAGUGAUCUAGAGGGUUUACACAGGAGGAGAGUGAGUUCCCCAAUGGAUGAAGUGUUGGAUUCCUUGAAGCGUGGCAGCUUUCACUUAAGAAAAGUUGAGCAGAGAAGUCUCCCUCCUUUUCCCGAUGAAGAUGAUAGCAGUAACAUCUUGGCACAGAUCAGGAAAGGGGUGAAACUGAAGAAAGUGCAGAAGGAUGUUUUGAGAGAAUCCUUUACAAUUCUGCCUGAUACUGACCCUCUGACAAGGAGCAUCCAUGAAGCAUUGCGACGAAUUAAGGAAGCAUCACCUGAAUCAGAGGAUGAAGAGGAGAGUUUGCCUUGCACAGACUGGGAAAAUUAA
Phaethon lepturus (White-tailed tropicbird) is the source of this 1044-nucleotide messenger RNA. Its product is annotated as junction-mediating and -regulatory protein-like. Gene Ontology annotation, cellular component: cytoplasm; nucleus. The transcript has 4 exons. Gene Ontology annotation, biological process: positive regulation of apoptotic process; Arp2/3 complex-mediated actin nucleation; intrinsic apoptotic signaling pathway by p53 class mediator. Gene Ontology annotation, molecular function: Arp2/3 complex binding; transcription coactivator activity; actin binding. The annotation marks the transcript as partial. NCBI's taxonomy places the organism in Eukaryota, Metazoa, Chordata, Aves, Phaethontiformes, Phaethontidae. The record is from RefSeq and is a predicted model, not a curated record.